AUGGGUAGUAGUAGCAUUGACAAUGUCAAGUGGACACAAGUUGAGUUAAAAAUUUUCAUUGAAUUCAUGAUUGAUAAUGUGAAAUGCGGGAAUAAAACUGCUAGUACAUUCAACAAAACUGGUUGGAAUGACAUUAAGACCCGUAUGGAGAAUUAUCUGGGACGUUCCAUUUCAAAUGAACAAUUGCGUAACAAGAUUUACAAGCUGCGGACAGAAUACAGUAACUUCAAGAAGCUACUAGAUACAACGGGUUUUGGUUGGCAUUCCAUGACAAGGACAGCCACAGUUGAUGAUGAAUCAGCAAAUCCAACAUGGUCUAAAUUUAAGAAAAAUGGAUUAUCCUACUGGCCAGAGUUGUGUAUCAUCUUUGAAGACUCAUAUGCACGGGGGAAUAUAGGAUCGUGCAGCACCGAACCUAUUAUUGACAUGACAGAGGGUAAUGAAGAUAAUAUAGUAUAUACACCUCCCCCCACUGAGAGAUUCCAUGAUAAUAUAGAUGGUUUUGAGGAAAACGAGAACUCGAACAAAAGUGUCCGCGAUAGUACACCGCCAUCCCGUAGGAAAAAGAGUAUGACUGGAGAUGCAAUAACUUCAUUGAACCAACUUGGUAGGUAUAUGAAUUGGAAAAUGGAGAAGGCGACGAGUACUUCUGUCACAUCUCCAAUUCGAGGUGCUUGUGCUACAUCAGAAUAUAGUGCUAGUGCUUGUCAAGCUAUACUGGACAGCAUUGAUGAUGUUCCUAAGGACCAGUAUGUGAAGACUAUUGAUCGUAUGUGUGUUGAUCCAGUAUGGAGGGAGAUCUUUAUUACAGCUAAACCUGAAAAAUGGGCUUGGAUACUUGAUGGUUUAAAGUAG
This is a messenger RNA of Telopea speciosissima, 855 nucleotides long. RefSeq lists its product as uncharacterized. The record is from RefSeq and is a predicted model, not a curated record. NCBI's taxonomy places the organism in Eukaryota, Viridiplantae, Streptophyta, Magnoliopsida, Proteales, Proteaceae. Bases 1 to 855 code for a protein of 284 amino acids. The transcript has 2 exons.